AUGGGUUGGCCAACCAUGAUAGUCACUGCUGUGAUUGUAUAUUAUGUUGUUUUCAAAUAUCUUAGACAAUUGCUCAAGUAUAGAUAUUAUUAAAGCUAGGGUGUUACUACUACCUAUUUCCCAAUGCCUAUAGUUGGAUCAUUAUUGAAAUUCAGAGAUUUAGUUUAAGAUCCCAAAUUCAAGAAGCUCCACUUCAAGUAAUAAAAUGGAGUGAUAUACAUAAAUGAUCCUGAAUUAAGCUAUCAGAUACUCGUAGAAAAGGGGUAGUUUAUAGAUAGAGAAUAGAAGUAGAGAAGCUAGUUUGAGCAAUUGUUAGGGUAAUCACUGUUGUAAUUGAAAAUAGGUACAAAAUACUAUGAUAGAAAAAGAAUGAUUGUCGAAGCGAUUCAUUCGACCACUAAAUAAGAGCUAUUUUAGACAAUAAUUAGAUAAAUUCACUCUAGAGUAUAAAUUUGGAAGCAGUUUUAUGUAGAACCAAAAAAGGAUAUGGAAUUGAAUAAGUAGAUCAUUGAUUUAGUAUCUCAGAUAAUUUAAAUGACAGUAUUUGGAACGCCGAAUCUAUAGAAAAAACUACCCUUUAAAUCACCUGGCAAAGUUCAUGAGCUUAAAAUAGCUUAGUACAUGAGAAUAAUAAGUAAAUUACUUUAUAAGAGGAGUAUAAGAUUUUCAAGAAUGAUUUCUAAUACAUUUGAUUAAACCUUCUUCAAAGAUGAGAGAGGGCUUAAGAGAAAUAUUACUAACUUUAGGAAUAGGGUAAUAGAAAUGGUUAAAGAAAGAAAAAUACUAAUUAAAAAUACAACUAAAGACUAAAAUUAGAAGGAGAGCAAAAGUUCUAAUUCUAAGGAUAUUGAUUUUAUGAGCUAACUGAUAAUGAUAAAAGAACCAGAUGAAUUAAAAACAGAAUAAAUUGCAGAUGAAUGCAUCGCAUUUAUGCAUUAAAGCUAAGCUAAUCUUUGCUAAUUUAUUCAGGACCUUUUUGAAUAAAUAAUCACUAAUGACUCAGUAUACUGCAAAUUAAAAUCAGAGCUAGAUAAGGUCUUUUAGCUUAAUUUUCUAAGAGAUUUGAAUGCCAAAUAAAUGGAUAAACUUAUCACUAUCAAAACACUUGGAGGGUUAAGUUAUCUUGAUAAUGUGGUAAAUGAAACUCUUAGAAUGUUUCCACCACAACCUUUUACAAGUACAUUUAGCUUUGUAAAGGAUAUCAAGAUCAAUGAUAAGUUAUGCAUCAAGAAAGGGCAAGGUAUGCAAGUGAACAUCAAAUAUUUACAUAAUGAGCAAGCAUAUUGGAAAGACCCCCUAUUCUUUAAUCCAGAUAGGUUUAACAAAGAUAGCCCAUAAUUGACAUUAAUUUAGAAUCAAUAGUAAAAUAAAUCUAUUAGCUUUUGCCCUUUUUCGUUUGGAUAGAGAUCCUGUCUCGGUCAAAGAUAUACUAUUAAUAUUGCAAAGGCAUUAGUUGUAGUGAUUUUUAGCUUAUUAGAAUUUAAACUACUCGGAAGAAAGAUCCUUCCUUAUGAUGAAAAUGAGAGAGAUGAAGUUAAAGAUUAUAUUGAAAAAUAAAUGAUUGUUGCAGUGUAUAAUAUGUGA
Messenger RNA from Stylonychia lemnae, 1584 nucleotides. The record is from the annotation of a GenBank genome assembly. Lineage: Eukaryota; Ciliophora; Spirotrichea; Sporadotrichida; Oxytrichidae.